Messenger RNA from Cephus cinctus (wheat stem sawfly), 5973 nucleotides. RefSeq names its product nuclear pore complex protein Nup205 (gene Nup205). Gene Ontology annotation, cellular component: nuclear pore; nuclear pore inner ring. Gene Ontology annotation, biological process: nuclear pore organization. The transcript has 7 exons. NCBI's taxonomy places the organism in Eukaryota, Metazoa, Arthropoda, Insecta, Hymenoptera, Cephidae. The record is from RefSeq and is a predicted model, not a curated record. Gene Ontology annotation, molecular function: structural constituent of nuclear pore. Bases 127 to 5874 code for a protein of 1915 amino acids.
GACCGGUAUAAUAUUUGUAUAUGUCCGAUGCAGAAGUUACAAGUUCUCAUGGCUUUAUUGGUGAUACAGUGUACAUAAAUAAACGUUUCAUUUUGAGUUUUAUACAAUCUUUUUAAGUGAAUCAACAUGACAGAAGAUAAACUUAACACAGAGGAUCUGUGGACUCAUUACAAAGAGUUACAGAAUCUCAUUACCCGUUACAUUACCUCACCACCAAGUGCUCAUGAUCCACAGUAUCAUGAAUUUACUGAAACGCUCCAGAAACAUAAACAAAAUUUUCUGACACUCCUAAAAAAUCCGGGUAAAAAUGCUAGGAGUCGAGAAGAGAUUCAGAAAGCUGUUACUGAAGCUAUCACACUGCCUGGUUUGGGACACCAAAUAUUGCCUAAGGAACUCGUAGAAGAGACGAUCAUUUUAUCUGACAUGUACAAUCUCAAUGAGUACAUGGUGUUGGAUUUAUUAUGUACAGCCCAAGUUCAAAUGCCAAAUUAUCCAGAGCUUACUAGAGGCCUUACUGCAGUACUAUUAUAUUAUGAUGGCAGAAAGGCACUUACAUCCUCCUUGAGAACUCUUGUUCAGGCUAGAGCAGGGCACAGUUGGAUGCUGGAUACACCAGUUACUUUGACAAAGCAUAUUACAGAGUACACUAAUAUAAUGCAACAGGAAGGUCUUCUGGACAGAGUAAUUAAUUUACUUGAAGAAAUGGAUCCUACGAAGGAACAGGAUUUACUACAACAAAACAGGGCACUAGGUGGAGCAAAGCAUCAUCAUAUGGUGAUGAGUCUCUAUAAUGAUACUAGACAGGAUCUUGCUGAUAUCUUGUAUCUGUGGUCAGCACAGUCUUCUCUACCACGUAACAUAACAUUUCGACUAUUGAACCUUCUACAGACACGACAACCGGAGGCUGAAACUGGCGAUGGUUGUCCUAGCAAAGUUACUAUGGCUUUAAUAAUGGCCAUGUUGAAUACUAUCAACCUAAGUCCUCUGCAUAGUCGAGAAGAUGGCGAGGAAAUAGUAAGAGCUAUGCCUCUCAUCGCAGAACAGGAAAUGCGCGAUGAACUUAUCCACAAACUAACUGCAGAUAACAUCUCCUGGGAGAGUUCUGGACUUCGAGGAGUCAUACAAUUUGCUUUGGCUAUUGCUAUUACUACCCUAAAAUCAGCAACGAAUCUUUGCCAAAAUACAAACAAGGAUGAAGAGCUAUUAACUGAAGCUCUGAAUAAUAAUGCCUUCCAGUUCAUGGCUAAUGUCAUCUUCAAAUGCGAGUCCCUUCAUUAUGAAGAAUUCUAUUUGCGAUACUUUCACACUCUCAUCUCAGACUUCAUUCUUCUGAUGCCACUGAAAGUUAAAGAACUGCGGCACCGGGUUGACGAAUCUAUGAGACAGAUACAAGCUUUCCAGCAGCAGAGAAUAGAUCCUCCUAUGAACCUAGACCGUCACUUCGAGUACCUAAUGCUCAUGGUAGCAGAAUUGUACAAACACGAUCCACUCAAGUUGAAUCUGGCCAUGGAUUACUGGUGCCAGCACACAGACUCCUCGCACGUGCCUACUUCACUAUACUCUGGAAAACUUCCAUCUAGACAAGUCGCACUAUUUAAGUUCAUACGUCUUGCCGGCGAAGUCCUUCCACCGGGACUGUACGUGCCUUACUUAAAAAUGUUAGCAUCCCUGGCAUCUUCAACACCGGCCGCUAGACAAGCUUUUAAUUUCCUCAAACCAAACGGAUCCAGUUCAAUGACACUAUCGUGGGAUCAUUUUUUCUCAUCAUUACAUCAAUAUUAUUUUUAUUUGAGGCAAGAAUUACCACCGAGUCAGGAUACUGUGUAUAGACAAAGGAGUCAUCCCAAAGGAAUAGGACCUGAGGAGGUAAAACGACUGGAAGCCGUUUUACUAGUAGUUCAGGUUGUUGCAAAAUAUGAUGAAAUAUCCAGGGUGGCUAUAUGCGACCAUCCUGGAUGGAAAGUUUUGCCGUCAUUAACUGGCUUGAUCUGUUGUGCCAUGCCAAUUCCACUAAAAGGAAUCCUGGUACAGACUCUAGCUGCCCUUGCUAAAUCACCGGAGAGUUCAUCGACCGUCUGGCAAAGUCUUGAAGCUGCACAGAUUCUGCCAACGAUACCGACGACGAGUAGCUAUCAGCCAAGAGGUGUUCAAACGGAAUUGGAGGAAAUUGAAUCCAGGAACGAGGAAUAUCCCUUGACGAGGGCUAUGCUAGAACUUCUAGAUGUCCUUACGGAUUUUCCAAUUCCACGAUUACUCGGAGUGGGUCAAAGAAAUCCUGGAUUCGAUCCGUAUCUUCAAUUCAUUAUAAACUCAGUCUUCUUGAGAUUUAAUACACGCUGUUAUAAGAAUCCUGCUGAGAAGUGGGAAGUUUCUAAAGCUUGUUUGAAGAUAUUCCUAAAACUAAUAAACCAAUAUGAACCAAACGAGGAGGACUUCAGAGGUUGUAAAAUAGAACUUCAGGGUGGCGAAUCCACUAUGGUUAAUCCAACACCAGGUCACCAUCUGAUGACACAGUUACAUUCUAAUUCGGAAUUGCUCCAUGUGAUCCUCUACAUUCUUGAUGAGGGUUGUCAUCAUUUAGAUACGUACGACUCAUUCCCUGGUAAGAAGCAUUUGGAGAAUAGUACGUUGCACUGCCUUGAAAUUAUUGAACGUGCUCUGGCUAUGCAGCACAAUUACAUGGCACAAUUGGCUGCUUCAAAUUCAGCUACUAAGAUCUUAACUGGACUAUCACGUCUCCUUAUGGGAGUUAAUCCCAGAACUGGAAAACCGGAUCACAUGAUAAAUAUUGCCAAGUAUAUUUCUUACAACUCGUGGCUUCGACAGCAUGCAUAUGUAGGAGUUGGCAUAAUACAAGCUGUCGCAAAUGAACCUGGUGCAGAUUCUGAAUUGCUCUCGACCUUCACCUCUACGUCAUCUCUAACCACAUCGAUACGACAUGGUUUUGUGGAGUGUUUGGAUGCUGACGAUAAUUACGAGUACGAUGAUGAUGCUACUGAGGAGCGACAACAAGUUGGAAAUUGCAAAUUGAGAAUACUCUCUUUUAUGAUGCAAAGUAUAACACGACCACCACCGAACAUAUCACAUUACCUCUUAGGAUUUGACAUCAGCAAGGACAUUAGGAAAACAGUAAUACAACAACCAGGAAUGUUGAAUUUUCCCCGCACUUGCCUGCACUCCAUCCUCGCUAUCUUGGAACUCUCCUUGGAACGUGGACGUGAUAAAAUCACAGAAUCUUGCUAUUGGUUUCUUCACAUCCUGGCGGCAAAUAACAAGACUUCUUCAUCAGUUCUGCGGUUCCUAAGGACAGCAACCAACCAGGAUUUCGUUCAACGUCACUUGUCUAAAUUACCAUUUCAGGGUCCUAACAGAGCCACUGAAUUGACUUGUAUGUCCUGGCUACUGAAAAUAGCAGCAAUAGAAUUGCGAGUUGCUGGGGGAAGUUUGCAGAACUCUUUGGUACAGAGACUAGUAGGUAACUUGGGAUUGGAGAGAGAUCAGAUCGUACCUUCGCAGAAGCUACUCAUGGAUCUCUUGCACUACAUAGACUUUCAACUGGAAUUAGAUCCUCCCAAAUCUUGGGAGUACUUUGAUCCAUCUCAAGUUGAAAUGGUUCUUGGUCGCUGCAGUGUCCCUGUUACUUUGAGUGUUGGACCGCAGCUCAUAGAUAUUCGUCGACUUCACGCUCUUAUUACAGAAGAACUGGCUGUUACUCAGACUAGCGCUACGGCAACGCAACGUAAACUGAUGCAGCAGGAACUUCAAUCCAUAUUGGCUUAUGCACUUAAGAGAAAUCAAACGAAAACGCUGUCAUAUGCCACAGUAAAAUUUGUCGAGGGCUGGUGUCAGGCUACAGAGAUUCUCUUCUCUGUAGCUACAAAUCAACAGUUACCCCCGUCACAAAGGCAAAAUCUCCUGCUGAAUCUAUCUCAUGAUUUACUCCAGAAGAUGACAUCCUGCGAGGCACUUAACGAGAUCAAGACUCUGGUCUCCGGUACUGUUCUUAUACUCCUGGUGAAUUUACGCAAUAGUUUUGCCAUGCAAUCUGAUGAUGAAUUAUUGCCAUCCUCUCCAUCAAAUACGACCAUGAUGAAAAUCAUUCUAAGACACAUUUUACAAUGGAUUUUGAAUUCUGGAGCAUCAUCGCAAACUGUCAGGACGCAUCUCUACGGAGCUUUCUUGAACUUCUUGUGUGUGGUGGGAUUAGAACGACCGGAAGCUGGGAAUUCUAUAGAUUCCAUGUACGUUACUCAACUAGACAGCACCUUCUACAGGGCGCCGACACUCCAGGAACGUUCUCAUCGUUAUGCAACAAUACAAGUAAUAAACAGUUUUGGCGAUAAACUAAUGGAUAUUCUGUGUCAUAAUUGUUCUGGUGGCCACGACGUCUGCAAGAUGCUGGCACUCUCUUGCUUAGAUAAAAUACUUGAAUUAGACUGUGACAAUUCCUGGGUAAUCUAUAUGUCGAGCAGAGGAUACCUUAAACAUAUGAUAGACAGUUUAUUGGAAUCUGAUAAUCUGUUGCGCUGUAUCUUACAACCGGAACCGGAUACUCUGAGACCAUUAUAUUUAUACGAGGCAAAAAUGGCAACGCUUUGUAGAAUGGCAUCGACAAGACUCGGUGCUGAGACUCUUCUUGAGAACAAAGCGCUCUCAUGUAUCUCUAGCAUGUCUGUAUUUGACAAGCAUCCCGAUGUUCAUGUUGGAUUUGAAGCUGGUGACGCUUCUCUGAUUCCUUCAGUCGGCCAGCGAUAUCAACAGGUUUUCUUGCCUGCACUUUAUAUCUGUGAUGCUCUGCUUACUACCCUUGGCACAGAAAAUCAAUCAUGUGCCAUUCAAGUCUGUGGUUUUUUACACAGCCAUAGAGACACAGUUGAAAUGGCUCUAAGAAAUGCUUCACCACGUUCCAACGUUUACUUCCUUAAGGAAGUAGCCUGCCUCACAGGUGUUAUCGCAAGAUCUGCUAAUAUCGAUAUGUAUAAACUCGUGGAUGAGGAACUUAUAAAGGCGGAUUCAAAUGUCCAUAAGAUGGAAGAUAGUACAGGAAUGAGAGAACUUCGUGCACAUCUCUAUAGAUUGCAAAAACUCAUGCUUUCUUUGUUGCCCAAAUUUGAACCACAACCUGCGCCUAUAACUUUGGCUCACCAGGAAUCCGACGAAGGGGAACAACAUUCUUGCUCAAUACAGAUAGCUGCCAAUGUGAUGCUUUAUGCACGCAAUCAAAUGGAGCACAGCAGAAUGGAUCAGAAAAUCAGGAAUAGCCUCUUUGAACCCUACCUGACACCACGGCUUGGAGGUCAAGAAAAUAGACCACGUGAUACUGGUGGUAUUUAUCUUGGUGCAGUGGUAGAUCAACUAGUGUCUUCGACAUCUCUACUGUAUUCUGAAAUUCCAUACAUUGACACCCUUAUCAAGAACUCAGCUAUAGUCAAAGACAUGAGCAUCAUUGAUCUCAAAAAGUACUUGACUGAGGAAGAAUUGGAACUCGAUAUGGUAAAGCAACGUUUGAUUGUCGAACGCAGAUUAGCACGACGAGCAAAGGAUAAACGUAGAGAUAUAAAAUACUGUUCACUGAUAGUGGAACACAGUCUAUACAUUCUAUGGAGCCAUUUAGAUUUUUACACAAUGCAGGCAGCCUCGAGAUACAACAGGCUACAAGUGUCUGCUGGAGGAAUGGAUGACAGUAUGGGCGAAUGGAGAAUAUCGGGAGAGGUGUUGUCGGAUUUGAAGCAAGGUCUCGUGUCAAUGAUGAAUGAUAGCUUUAUCACACAACUACUGGAUACUUCCAGCGAAUACACUACUACUGAACGCAGUUUUUUGGAAGCGUUAGUGAGACGAAUUAAAAGAUUGUUACAGUUUAUUGUCGUGAAAUAAUUCCGCUUGCUCAAAUAAUCAUUCGAUCUGGAAUCAUUUGAUAUCGGAUCCGAGUAGACGGUUAUUUCAAUGUUUAUAAAUAAAUUGUUUCAUUCAAAA